Molecule: messenger RNA, 1439 nt
Organism: Oryzias latipes (Japanese medaka)
Lineage: Eukaryota; Metazoa; Chordata; Actinopteri; Beloniformes; Adrianichthyidae
Source: RefSeq, a predicted model, not a curated record
AAGUGGAAACAUAUUCUGCAGAUAUGGUGGAAACAACGAAAAAAGCCGGCGCAACAAAGAAGCAGGAGGACCGUCACGCCCCACAGGUUGAACAGGUAGAUCAGGCUGACAUCACCAUCCAGGAAAGAGAAUGAACCUGCGGAACGACGGACGGAUAUCUGCGGAGUAAUCACCUGCGCUCUGUACCUUUUACCCCCAAACACCCUCCGAGAUGAAGGUCGUCGUCGUUUUAGCUCUUAUCAGCGUGGCCGUGAUGGGAGCCAUGAUCUUCCAGACCCUGCGCCAGGAGAUGAACCUGCGCAACAUGAGGAACCAGAUGGUGGAGAGCUCGGUCGAAAUUAAGAGAAAGGAAGCCUCCAUCGUGGAAAUGAAAACCAAAAUCCACGAGAUCAGGUCAACGCUGGAGAAGGUCAACAGUAAAGUGGAGGAGCUGAGGAAGAAGAAGGCAGAGGGGGAGAAGUUAUUACAAGAAGCUGAGAAAAUUCUGGAGACCUGCAAUGGCGAAAAGGUCAAAACCGACAAAAAGAAGGCAGAGCUGGAAGAAAACUUAGCUCAACUCAAAACUGACCAUGAAGAGGCUAAAAACAAAGCCCAAGAAGAAAUUCGGUCUUUAAAGGAGCAGGUUUUAAGCAGAGACAAAGCUCUAUGUGCUUAUGCAGAUAUGACCAAGGAAGAAGCACGGAAGCUGUGUGGAGUUUUUGAAGAACCCAAAUGAAGUCAACCUAGUCAACUUGGACAGUUAUCAAAUAAACCAGCUUUGAACAUACUGUUGAAAUUCACUGAUGGCAUAGAGAUCCUACCUAUUUUCUUAAGUGAUGAGGACUGGGUUGAUCAACAUCACGUUCAUGGAUCAAUUAGAGAGACUUCUGAGAUUGGGACAUGGCUGUUUGUAUUAUUUUCAAAGGUGACCUUUUUGGUUUUGUAGGACUUAUUUUGUUAAAUAAUUUUGUAAUUCUUUGCAUCCGUGACCCUGGCUGUCAUGCACAGUUCACAAUGUCUAUGUGAGCUAUAUAGGGUUCAUGUUUAGCAUAGUUUGGAUGCCCUUGUGUGGAUCACUAUAGGAUAUGCAGAAUGUCUCCUGUGAAAACCAGCUUAACCUUGAUCUUUUGUAUGUUUUAUUUUAUGGAAAUAAAGCAUCAUUUUAGAUGCUAAAAACAUCAAAUGAAUGCAUUGAGAGUGAUAAAUAAAAACAGACAUUUUUCUUUGUGGCUUUUAUGUAAUACCAGUUUCUGACUGUUAUGGUUUCUGAUAUUGUUUCAUGAAAAAAAAAAAAACAUGUUAAAAAGGUGUAUCUGCUAGUUUGUCCUUUUUCUGUUUGUCAUACCUAAAAACUUUGUAAAGGUAAUUAUGUUUUCUUCUCGUUACUGGGUUUUCAUUGCACUUAAACUCACCUGUGCAGACUGACAGUUUUUCAGAAAUAAAAUAAACAAACAAACCCA